AUGUCAAAAAAGUCGACUCCUUCGAAUUUUGUUAAACAAAAUCAACCUGCACUUAUUAAAAAAUUUGCUCGUGAAAUUAGUGAAAAGGAAAAUGAUAUAACAUUUCAAUCUUCGGGAAGAGAAACUUCUGAGGAAGAAAAGGAGGAGGAGGAGGAGGAGGAGCAGGAGGAGAACCAUGUAAAAACUGACCAGAAAUCUAUGUCCUCCGAACAAAAGGAGACAUUUCCACAAUAUAUCCCAGAAAAGGAAAUUAAUGAACUUUUAGAAAAUCAAAAUUCCAGUGACAAUCGAUAUGUAGAAGGAUAUUUACGUAUUAAUCCUCAGUGUUACAAAUAUGCUUUUUUAUCUAUGUCUGACGAGUGUGAUCUAUUGAUCUUUGGUUUAAGGGAUAGAAAUCGAGCCUUUCAUGGUGAUCUUGUUGUAGCAUGUAUAAAUCCCCAAGAACAAUGGCAAAUGUACCAAGGACAGAAACAAAAAACAGCUGUUGUAGUUUGUAUACGAAAGAAAAUACAUCCAAGGAAAACAAUUGGAUGUUUAAAACAGCGUGGCAUGUCUACAUUUUUUUAUCCCAGAGAUCACAGUGUGCCGUUGAUUAAAGUAAAUAGAAAAUCACUGCAACAAUUUGCCGUGUGUCCAAGUAGUUAUGAAGGCACAUUAUAUUUAGUUGUUAUAACUGAUUGGGUGACACCUCAGUUUGCACAAGGGAAAAUUGAGAAAAUAGUUGGAAGUAUAGGUGAUAUAGAAGCAGAAUCAAACGCGAUAUUACUUGAAUAUGAUUUAGAUGUCACACCUUACAGCCAAGAUGCGAUAAAAGAGAUUCCAAAUGGUGAUUACUCUUUCACAGAAAAUGAUACAAAAGAUAGGGAAGAUUGGAGACACGAAUGUGUUUUUACUAUUGAUCCUGACACUGCGGUCGAUCUAGAUGAUGCAGUUUCUUGCAAACUUUUGCAAAAUGGCAACUUUGAAAUUGGUGUGCAUAUAUCAGAUGUUACUCAUUAUUUGGAAUUUUUAUCUCCGUUAGAUAUUCAGGUUUCAAAACGAGCAACGACUGUUUACAUGACAGAUAAUGUGUACCAUAUGUUACCGAAACAAUUAUGUCAACUAUGUUCUCUAUUGCCUGGACAGGAUAAAUUGGCUUUUUCUGUUAUAUGGGAAAUUACACGAAAUGCCGAAAUUGUCAAACAUCGCUUUGCUAAAACUAUAAUAAAAUCGUGUUGUCAAAUGGCUUAUCAACAUGCGCAGAAAUUUAUCGAACAUCCGGAAAAUAAUUGGUCAGAUGAUUUUUUAAAGAUAAACGGCAACUUCAGUAUUAAUGAUUUAUCGAUGAAAGUAAACAUUUUACACGAUCUAGCCACACAGAUACGUGCUAAAAGAUUUCAGAACGGCGCAUUACAAAUAGAUCAACCAAAAUUACAUGUUAGAAUUGAUAAAAUUACAAGUUUACCGAUAUCGUAUUGUAUAGAAGAACAGCACGAUAGCAACAGGCUGAUAGAAGAGUUUAUGCUGCUAGCUAACAUGACGGUUGCUACGCAGUUGUAUGAUGCGAUUCCUGAGACUGCUUUAUUGCGUAAUCAUAAAGAGCCCUCAAAGUAUAUUCUCAGUAUGUCUAAAGAUAUUCUACAGAGAUUUGGUAUUCAUUUGGAUAUAAAAUCGUCAGCGUCUUUGCAUGCUAGUAUUAAACGGUAUGAGCAAGAAUUUGAAUCUGAAAGCAAUGAAUCAAAAACAACAAUGAAAUAUAGGAUGAUGGUUAUCAAUAAUCUUUGUUCAAAAGCUAUGACUCGAGCAACAUAUAAAUGUUCGUCUACUGUAAAAGUGGAAGAGGAUUUGAGACAUUACGCUUUAAAUGUAUCGCUUUAUACGCAUUUUACUUCUCCAAUUCGACGAUACGCGGAUUGCGUAGUACACCGUUUACUUUAUUCAACUGUAACAAGUGUAGCAUUGCCCCAGAAAUGGUCCCGAAAACUGUGCAUACAAAUAGCGGCGAAUUGUAAUAUAAAGAAGUAUAGCGCAAAAGUGGCCCAAGAACGAAGUUGUGAAUUAUACUUUACAUAUCUGAUAGAUUUAAAAGGUCCUAUUAUUACCAUGGCUAUUGUAUUGAAUGUAAAGGAAAAUUUUAUAGAUGUUAUACUAUGUCAAGUUGGUAUAAAGUUAAGGGUUUUCUUAGCAGAGUUAAAAGAUUUAGCAACUGUUUCAUAUUCUUCGGAAUGUUCGGUUCCGACGAUAAGCAUUUCCUGGAAACAACCUGCUGUUACUCAGGUAAUAAAUACAUUUACUUUAUUAUAUUUGAGGGUGGAGAAACAUCCUGAAUCCUUUAAAUUAAUCGGUAAUCUGUUACCACUUAACGAGGAACUAAAGUAAUAACUAUUUAUGCUGUGACUUUACAUUUGGAAAGUAUCAUUGUAAAAAUAUUUUGUAUUUCUUUAUUCGUUUAUAUAUACAUAAAUGACACGUCGGCUGUGUACACAUAUUG
Habropoda laboriosa is the source of this 2470-nucleotide messenger RNA. RefSeq names its product DIS3-like exonuclease 2 (gene Dis3l2). The record is from RefSeq and is a predicted model, not a curated record. Gene Ontology annotation, molecular function: RNA binding; 3'-5'-RNA exonuclease activity. Gene Ontology annotation, cellular component: P-body; exosome (RNase complex). NCBI's taxonomy places the organism in Eukaryota, Metazoa, Arthropoda, Insecta, Hymenoptera, Apidae. The transcript is spliced from 8 exons. The coding region runs from base 1 to 2358 and encodes 785 amino acids. Gene Ontology annotation, biological process: miRNA catabolic process; mRNA catabolic process.